AUGUACAGAUCGCAUCGCGGCGACGACUGCGUAUCGUGGUUCGUUCGGGAACUGCGAGAUCUAGCGUUUCGUGCGAGAGACUUUCUGAACACCAUCGCGCCUAUGACGCCUCUCACGGCGAACGAACAGGAAAGAUUCCUUAGCGCGACAAGUUGUCACGUGUGCGAGAGACCAUUCGAAGACGUGGCUAACGCCUUUCCCGGAAAUGUCGAGCUGUUGCCGUUGACUAAGGAAACGUACGUCUCCUUUUCCAAGAGUGUCGACGAAGCGUCAGACGAGGAGGGAUGGUUCGCGCGCGGGAGACGCGUAAAGUUGCCUUUCGUGGAUUCUUUUAAAUUUCUUAGCGCAAGUCUCGAAAAAUUAGCGUCUUAUCUCGAUAAGAGCGAAUUGAAGAUCGCGCGGUCGGAAUUUCCCGACCUCGACGACGCCGAUUUCGAGCUCCUUACGCGAAAAGGCGUAUUUCCGUACGAAUACGUCGACGAUAUCGAUAAGUUGCGCGAGACUCGUUUGCCGCGCGAGGCGUUUCGUAGUUCGCUGACCGGCGAUACCGUAUCCGGUAGCGAUUAUGAGCGCGCGAUAAAAGUCUGGGAGCGAUUUUGCGUUCGGACGCUAGGCGAAUAUAGCGAUUUGUAUUUAAAAACUGACGUUCUUCUAUUAGCCGAUAUUUUCGAAAAUUUUCGCGACGCGUGUAUGAAGAGCUAUGGUUUAGAUCCCGCGCAUUAUUACACGUUACCCGGAUAUACGUGGGACGCUAUGUUAAAGUAUACGGGCGUUCGAUUCGAGCUUUUAACCGAUAUCGAUAUGGUGAUGUUCGUGGAACGCGGAAUACGCGGCGGACUAAGUCAGUGUUCCAAUAGAUACGCGCGCGCUAAUAACAAAUACUUACAAUCGUAUAAUCCUUCGGAACCAUCGUCGUAUCUUAUGUACUUCGACGUGAACAAUUUAUACGGAUGGGCGAUGUGCCAAUCGUUGCCUUACGAGGAUUUUCAAUGGGUCGAGGACGUUUCGAGUAUCGAUUUAAUGUCCGUGAUGCCGAAUUCGCCUACCGGUUAUAUUAUAGAAGUCGACCUCGCGUAUCCGUCCAAUCUUCACGACUCUCACGCUGACUUGCCGUUUUGCCCGACGCGCGAUAAGCCGCCCGGAAAACGGCAGGACAAACUUCUCGCCACGCUGUACGAUAAGCACCGUUAUGUAACGCACUAUCGUAACUUGCAACAAUGCGUUAAACACGGAUUACGCGUUACGAGAAUACAUAGAAUAUUACAAUUCGCGCAAUCUCCGUGGUUGCGCGAUUACAUCGAACUGAACACGCGAUUGCGAAUUAACGCUAAAAAUGAAUUCGAGAAAAAUCUGUACAAAUUAAUGAACAACGCCGUGUUCGGUAAAACUAUGGAGAACGUGCGUAAUCACUCGGACGUUCGACUAGUGACUCGGUGGGACGGGCGAUAUGGUGCGGAAGCGAUGAUCGCUAAACCCAACUUUCAUAGUAGGAGCGUUUUCGCGGAGAAUUUAAUGGCUGUAGAACUGCGCAAACUGGAAGUUAAAUUUUACAAACCGAUUUACGUAGGAAUGUGUAUCCUCGAUAUAUCGAAAAUUCGUUUGUACGAAUUUCAUUACGAGUAUAUGUUAUCGUUGUAUCGAGACAAGUGCGAAAUAAUGUACACCGACACGGACAGUCUUAUCUAUCGCGUCGAGUGCGAAGACGUGUACGAGGAUAUGAAGCGCGAUAUCGAUAGAUUCGACACGAGCGAUUACGCGACGGACAAUGCGUACGGUAUGCCUCUCGUUAAUAAGAGAGUACCGGGUUUAAUGAAAGACGAGAAUAAUGGCGCAAUUAUGACGGAAUUUGUCGGACUUAGAGCAAAGAUGUACGCGCUGCGAGUAGACGGUAGAAACGAAACGAAGAAGAUUAAAGGCGUGAAGAGCGCCGUCGUCGCGAGAACGAUAACCUUCGACGAUUACACGCGUUGUCUGCGACGAGAUAUCGAAAUGACGCGCGAACAGUCGUGCUUAAGAUCGAAGUUACACGAGGUAUACACGAUAUCGGAGUCGAAGAAACGUGAUCGAUCUCGCUCGAUUUUUUACGGCCGAGAAGAGCCCUCACGUACUUUCGUCCCAACGGUCCUAGUUGACCGUGCAAUAUUUCGCGAUUCUGGGGAGUUCGAAGAGUUCGUUUAA
This is a messenger RNA of Cataglyphis hispanica, 2178 nucleotides long. RefSeq lists its product as uncharacterized. The coding region runs from base 1 to 2178 and encodes 725 amino acids. Lineage: Eukaryota; Metazoa; Arthropoda; Insecta; Hymenoptera; Formicidae. The transcript has 2 exons. Gene Ontology annotation, molecular function: nucleotide binding; DNA binding; DNA-directed DNA polymerase activity. The record is from RefSeq and is a predicted model, not a curated record. Gene Ontology annotation, biological process: DNA replication.